AAUACGAUUCAAAUACAAUACAGCAGUCGCACCGAACGGACGUACAGCGCACGCUACAAAAGUUUCUAAUCGAGCAAAAAGAAUAAUACAAACAGAAGAGAGACCGAAAGUCGAGUUGAGUUGCAUGUGAAAUGCAUUUUUGAAUCGCAGCAAACAGUUCAGUGAACGUAAGCAAACGGUAAAGAACAACUGUGCGCACACAAAUAGAAACGUCUAGAAAACAGAAGAAGCGAAAGCGAAUUGUUUUGAUUGGCAAUCCGAUUUUUGUUGCAAUUUUUUUUUGGGUUCACGAUUUGUGGCUGUGUACGUACAUAUAUAUAUAUAUAUAUAUAUAUAUUUGAUUGUGCUUGAAAAACGUAAACAACAAGAACAACGAAAUGGCUUUCAUGAUGCCGGUUAUGAAGAACAACUAUGAUAUCUAUAAGGACACGCGCUCCCGUAGCCGCAAAACGUCCGAGUGCUCCAAUGUGAGCAGCGGCAACGGGACCACAGCGCUGGCCAGCGCUUUGGGCACACCGGGUCAGCAGGCGCCGCAGCAACAGCAGCAGCAGCAACGUCGACGCAAGGUGUCCGAAUGCAAGUCGGAGAGUUUUGCGACGUCGCCGUCGCACGGCCAAUUGGGCGCCCAUCGCAUGCAGAUGCAGCGCUGUCACAGCUCUCGCGGCUUCACGCGCAACACUUCCCGCAGCUCCCACGGCGGCUCCAUGGUGCAAAUGUCGCAGGGCAUUAUGAUGUCGCCGACGCGUUCGAGUCCGCCCAGCCGCACGCAGACCGCCUCGGCGCUGGAGCGUCAAGCGGCUGCACAGGCCGCCGCGCAGUCGGCAGCGACAGCGGCAGCAGCGCAGGCCGCAACGGCAGCGGCCGCAGUGCAGCAGCAUCGGACGGAGCAGAGCAACAACGAUUAUACUAAAUUCCAUUUGCGUUUGGUUGACAAGCUGCGCAAGUCCUUUCGCAAGGACAGCGGCAAGCGGUCAUGAGAACGCGUCUCACACACAAACAGCAGCAGCAGCAACAACAACCAAAACAGCAACAACAACAACAACAACAACCACAAUGGCAGCGGCAGCAGCGUCGGCGGCAAUAACAACAACAAUAGCUCGCAGCUUGACAGCGACGCUGGCAGCACAACGCAGCGUUCCGGUUUCGUCAGCCGUUUGGGCCGACGAUUUAGGCGCUGCUGCCAAGCAUUUGGCACAGGCGCAGCCGCUGUCACUGCUGGUGGCGGCGCCGGCGGAGGCGGCGACGUCGGCGCAGGCGCAGCUGCCCUUGAGCUGGACUUUGAUGAUGUCGAUGCACAGGACGGCAGCGGCGGCAGCGCUGAGCAUCUAACCGCCAGCAGUCCGUAUACAAUACGUCGCAGUCGUCGUCGCUGCAGCAGCGGCGGCAGCGGCAGCAUUAAUCGCCUAAAGCUGCGACUGCGCCGCUCCACCUCGUCGCCGGGCUAAGCGCGCAGCGUUCUGCAUACGGGCAAUGGAAACGAUCAAAUUCGAAAACGAUAUUCGAAUGCUGGAAAUGCUAGGAAUGCUUGGAAUGCAGUUGCGGCGGCGACCGCACUGGCGUGCAGUGGCGUUGCCAGAUGUGCCAAAUAAUCAAAUUGGGUGGCGACAGCCAAAGGCAUUGGAAAACAGGUAGCGAGAAGGCCUUGGCGUGUUGAAUGAGUUGCCAGCUGUUUGCAAAUGUUUUGUUAAACUAUUUUUUUUUUUUCAACUUUAUUUUUUUUUUUUGAGUUUUAUUUAAAAAAAAAAAAAAAAACAAAAGAAAAAACCAAACAAAAAGUAAAGAUGGAUUUUAGACAAGUUUUCCUUCAAUAUAAA
This is a messenger RNA of Drosophila virilis, 1814 nucleotides long. RefSeq lists its product as uncharacterized. NCBI's taxonomy places the organism in Eukaryota, Metazoa, Arthropoda, Insecta, Diptera, Drosophilidae. The record is from RefSeq and is a predicted model, not a curated record.